This is a messenger RNA of Vicia villosa (hairy vetch), 1317 nucleotides long. RefSeq lists its product as uncharacterized. NCBI's taxonomy places the organism in Eukaryota, Viridiplantae, Streptophyta, Magnoliopsida, Fabales, Fabaceae. The record is from RefSeq and is a predicted model, not a curated record. The transcript is spliced from 12 exons. Bases 1 to 1317 code for a protein of 438 amino acids.
AUGUCUAGGCCUGUUGAGAGAAUAGCAGAGAUCAACGAUGGAAAAGAGCUUUGCAAGAUUGUUGUUAGGAUUCACCACAGAUGGAAUGUUGUGUCUAACAACAAGGAACAUUUUGAAAUGAUUUUUGUUGACAAAUUGGGAGAUGAUAUUCAUGCUAUUGUUCCAGCACCACAUGUGUCGGUGUUCACCGAAAAAUGCCUAUUAGGGAAUACUUAUACUUCGUGUGAAAUUAAUAUAUUUUUUUCAGAUGUCGUUGGAAUGGUCGAUAGUAUUGGUUAUGCACAGACUGAGUCUGGCGCAAAGAAGCAACAAAUUAGCAUGGUGUUGCGUGACCACAGCAACAUGUUGAACUGUACUCUGUGGGAAUCAUACGCGGAUCAGUUCAUCAGGUUUAACAAAGUUAGGGUUGCUGCAUCACUCCCUACAGUUGUGUUGCUUCAGUAUGCCAAAGUGAAAGAAGAAGGAAAGUAUCCUCUGUCUGUGACAAACACUUACAAUGUGACCCUUUUAUGUGUUGAUGCUAAUUUUCCUGUCAUGAAAGACUUUAUUGAUAGAAUGCCUGAGGAGAGCAUGGUAACCCUGUCUGAUCAACUCGGAGGGAAUUCCCAAUUAUCCUCCCAGAAUUCUGAAACUCAACAGCUGACUCCUGUGCAAAAAUUGUUCUCAAAGGCUGUUGUUUUACCUAUUGCUGAGAUUAUUCAACUUACGGAUAUUACAUUUUAUGCUACUGUCGCUACAACAAAAUUAUUAGUCGCGUCUCCAUUUGGAUGGUACUAUCGUGCCUGUCAUAUGUGUCAAUCUAUAGUGCGUGGGGACAACCCCCCAUUUGAGUGUGAAGCUGGUCAUGAAACCAUGGCUGAAGUCCUUAGGUAUAAGAUUGAGAUUGUGGAUACUCAUGGGGGCAAAAUCUGCAAUUUUGUGUUCUGGAACAGAGAAUGUGAAAUGCUCUUAGGUUUAUCUGUGUCUCAACUUCGUAACACUAUGAUUCAGGCUGGAAUUACUGAUCCAUUGGACUUCCCAUUAGCAGUUGAUCAGUUGUUGAAGUUGGAAAUGGCUAUGAAGCAACUUAAGGAAAAGUGGGGAACAGAUGAGAUUAGAGAGAGUGUUGAUGAGGCUAAAAUAGAUGUCAAUGAAGACUGUGAAUUGGUUACGGACCUGGAAAUUACAUCUGAGCACAAGCCUGAUGCUGUCACACCUGCUGGUAAGAGGCAUUUUCCUGGUGCAUCAAGUGAAUCCACUGAUUUGGACGGAAUAUAUGAUGGAAAACUGUCAUCAAACAAGCUGAAGAAGAUAAUUAAAAUGGAGAAGAUUGAUUAG